CAAGGGCAAUAAAGUGACUAGAUAAAAAGUCUACACAAUGGCUGCGACAGGAGUUGCUCCCCAGCACAAUUCGGUGUCGAAUUUAUUUGAAUCUCUCAGUUAUGGACCAGCACCAGAAGCUGACAACGUUGCAAAAGCCUGGUUAGAAGAUCAUCAAAGAGAUUUUGGUCAUUUUAUUGAUGGUAAAUGGUAUAAACCAGCUGGUGAAAGAAAGAAAUAUACAACUAAAUCACCUGCUACAGGUGAAGAAUUAACUGCCACAAUACAAGGAAAUGAAGAAGAUGUUGAAACUGCUGUGUCUGCUGCACGUCAAGCAUUUAAAUCAUGGAGUACACUGGCCCCACAUGUUAGAGCUAGACAUUUAUACAGUAUUGCUAGACAUGUACAGAAACAUCAAAGAUUAAUCAGUGUUAUAGAAGCUAUAGAUAAUGGUAAACCUAUCCGAGAAACAAGGGAUGCGGAUAUUCCUCUUGUUGUUCGCCAUUUUUAUCAUCAUGCCGGCUGGGCACAGUUAAUGGAGACUGAGAUGAGGGGAUGGAAACCUGUUGGUGUGGUAGCAGCCAUUGUACCAUGGAAUUUUCCUCUAAUGUUGUUAACCUGGAAAGUUUGUCCAGCAUUAGCUAUGGGUAACACAGUUGUAUUAAAACCAGCAACCUAUACACGAUUAUCAGCACUGUUGUUUGCUGAGAUUUGUGCAGAAGCUGGUCUACCACCCGGGGUAUUUAAUGUAGUAACAGGAAAUGGUGCGUUUGGUGGACAGCUAGCAGGACAUCCUGAUGUGGAUAAAGUUGCUUUUACUGGUUCUACAGAAGUAGGUCAGGUAUUAAGAAGAUCUACAGCAGGAUCUGGUAAAAAGAUAUCAUUAGAAUUAGGUGGUAAAUCUCCAGUAGUUGUAUUUGAUACAGCUGAUUUAGAUAGCACUGUUGAAGGUGUAGUAGAUGCUAUAUGGUUUAAUCAGGGACAGGUAUGUAGUGCUGGGUCACGUCUAUUGGUACAGGAGUCUGUCAUAGAUAAACUAGUCUCUAAAUUAAAGGAAAGAAUGUCACAUCUACGUCUUGGUGAUAGUCUAGAUAAAGCUAUAGAUAUGGCAGCCAUUGUAGAUGAGUCUCAGAAACGAAGUAUAGAUGAAUUUGUUCAGAGUGCUCGACAAGAGGGAGCAGAGGUACAUCAAGCUAAUAUCAGUAUACCAUGUAGAGGUUGUUUUUAUCCACCAACUUUAAUAACUGGUGUACAGACUGUCUCUAGAGUUGUAGUAGAGGAGAUUUUUGGGCCUGUUCUCGUCGUUCUACCAUUUCGCACGGCCAAAGAAGCCAUUUCUCUAGCUAAUAAUACACAAUAUGGUUUAGGUGGUAGUGUAUGGACUGAGAAUAUUAGUUUAGCUAUGGAAGUUGCAUUAAAUAUUAAAGCAGGAGCUCUAUGGAUCAACAGUCAUAAUGUAUUUGAUGCUGCAGCAGGAUUUGGUGGUUAUAAACAAAGUGGUUAUGGAAGAGAUGGUGGUAAAGAAGGAUUAUAUGAAUAUGUCCGUCCAUAUUGGGAAGAAAGGGCUCGUCCCAGUGAUGUAGAAAGUUUUAACGUGAAGACAUUUGGGAAUACAUUACCACCUAGACCUUCUGUUACUGAUAAUAACCCUGCUGCUACAGAAACAGAUACACCCAGUAUUGAUAGAACCUAUAAAUUGUAUUAUGGUGGAGCACAGAAAAGACCUGAUGGUCAAUAUUCUCGACCAAUUAGAAAUCCAGAUGGAAAGGUUGUAGGGUUAGUAGGAGAAAGUAAUAGAAAGGAUGUUCGUAAUGCUGUAGAAGCAGCACAUAAAGCAGCACCAGGAUGGGGAAAGAGAGCAGCCCAUAAUCGCGCCCAGAUAGUAUAUUAUAUGGCUGAGAAUUUAGAAGUACGACGUGAAGAGAUAGCUGGUAGAAUAAAUAGUAUGUGUGGUAAAUCUAUAGAUGAUAGUAGACUAGAGGUGGAUCAAGCUAUACAACGAUUAUUUUACUGGGGUGCAUACUGUGAUAAAUAUGGUGGAACUGUUCAGGAAACAACAUUAUAUGGAGCUACAGUAAAGGUACAUGAAUCUGUAGGAGUUAUAGGUGUAGCAUGUCCCGAUGAUUUUCCUCUGCUGGGUUUUGUAUCCUUGUUUGCACCAGCUGUUAUUAGAGGAAAUGCUGUAAUUGUUGUACCUAGUGAAAAAUAUCCUCUAGUAGCUCUUGAUUUUUACCAGGUAUUUGAUACAUCUGAUUUACCAGGAGGUGUGGUCAAUAUUUUAACUGGGAAUCGUGAUCAUCUCUCUAAAUAUCUUUCGGAACAUCAAGAUGUACAAGCUAUGUGGUAUUUUGGAACGGCAGAGGGAUCAAAGUUCAUAGAACAUGCAUCAGCCGAAAAUCUGAAGAGAACUUGGGUAAAUUAUGGCGUAGAACGAAAUUGGAGUGAUGAAGAACAGGGACAGGGAGAGGAAUUUCUCUAUCAAUCUGUUCAAGUUAAAAAUAUUUGGAUACCUAUGGGAGACAUAUUUGCCAACUGAACAUCUACUUUUGCUUUAUGAUUUAUAAUGUCGAAUAAAAUAUUGUCAGGGAUAUUUUUACUAAUAUUAUUAUGUAAAGUAAUUUUUUUGUAUUAAAGGUGCUUUAAUGUUCAGUAUAUAUAUAAAUCCAUUUUAUUGUUACAUAAAUUAUGUAUGUGAUUAUCUUUAUUUUUGUGUCAUAUAUUUGUUUUGAUAUGUCUAUAUAUAUUUUAUAGGCUUGAUCUGAUAUGUAAGCUUUAAUGAAAUACAGGAAGUUGUUUUUAGGCAAAUACCAAUGGCAAAGUGAUUUUACAAGAAAGAUGUUAAAAUUUAUAUUUUAUUUGUUCUUUUUACCAUCAGUAUGUAACUUGGUGAGAUAUGUUUUAGAAAUAUGCCUGUAAAAUCUUUUUUUAAAAAAGAACAAUUCAUAUGACAUUUAUUAGUUUUGCUAGAAAUAUAUAAUAUAGAGAACUAUAGAAUCUUGCCAAAAAGAGCAUCUCUAGUCGAUUUUAUUUUAAUAUUACUUUUCAGAUAAAAAAACCCAAAAAACAAAACAAUCUGCGAUAUUAGAAUGAUGUUUCUAGACUGCAUAAACCCACCACA
Molecule: messenger RNA, 3097 nt
Organism: Patella vulgata (common limpet)
Lineage: Eukaryota; Metazoa; Mollusca; Gastropoda; Patellidae
Product: aldehyde dehydrogenase family 16 member A1
Exons: 14
Coding region: 38-2515 (825 amino acids)
Molecular function (GO): oxidoreductase activity, acting on the aldehyde or oxo group of donors, NAD or NADP as acceptor
Source: RefSeq, a predicted model, not a curated record